Messenger RNA from Empidonax traillii (willow flycatcher), 732 nucleotides. It is a transcript of the gene GRXCR2, whose product is annotated as glutaredoxin and cysteine rich domain containing 2. The coding region runs from base 1 to 732 and encodes 243 amino acids. The record is from RefSeq and is a predicted model, not a curated record. Lineage: Eukaryota; Metazoa; Chordata; Aves; Passeriformes; Tyrannidae. The transcript is spliced from 4 exons. Gene Ontology annotation, cellular component: stereocilium base; stereocilium shaft; microvillus. Gene Ontology annotation, biological process: sensory perception of sound.
AUGGAUGAGCCCCAGAAGAAACUCAGCCCCCGGCACGAGGGACGGCCCCGCAAGGUGAGGUUCAAAAUAUCCUCAGCGUACAGCGGUCGAGUGUUAAAACAGGUCUAUGAAGACGGGCAGGAGCUGGAGCCCCCGGCCAAGGAGCAUUCACGGAGGUUCCUGCGCCACAGCUUCGAGCCAGAGGACCAUUUCUGCGGAGCUGGGGAAGAGCUGGAGAACAGGUUCUACUGGCCCACAGCACUGACUGCCCAGCGGAUCAGCAUCCUCAGGGACGAUCAGGAACACACUCUCACGGGGAUCUCGCCCCUGCUCAGUGACUAUACCUUGAGUGACCAUGCUGCUUCCCCAGUCGUAGAUUUUGGAAAGAUCAUCAUCUAUACAAAUAACCUGAAAAUCAUCCGUGCACCGAUGGAUCAGAAAGAGCUCAUGAGAAGAAUCAUCCAGACUGAGGGAAUAAAUGACUAUACCUUCCUGUACCGGGAGAGGAAAGAGAGAUUUGGUGGUGGAUAUAAAGACGUGGAAAAAAAGGUCACCUGCAACCAGUAUGUGCUGGAGGGUGAUGCUGAACACGGUUGUUCACAGUGUAAAGGCUCAGGCUCUGCUCCCUGCUCACUCUGCCAUGGAAGCAAGUUCUCAAUGCUGGCAAACAGAUUCAAGGAGUCCUACCGGGCUCUGAGGUGUUCGGCGUGCAACGAGAGCGGGCUGCAGCCCUGCCGGAUCUGUGCUGCCUGA